UUCUGCCACCCCGCUCUCCCCAUCCUUUUCGUGGUACAGCUGGACCAUGGCGUUUUUGCGCAAAGCGCAGAAAUACUCUGCUUACACCUUCACAGGGUUUUUGGUUUUACACGGCACCUCUGUGGUGAUAGCUCCGCUGUUCUCCGUGCCGCUCGCCAACGAUCUCUUCUCCAUGGGGCGAAGUAUCUACCAGGCUGCGGGGAUUGAACUGGUCCUCAUCUGGACUUCUGUUCCAGUGCACAUCCUUCUGGGGGUUUUCAUGCGGGUGUUGAAAAAGUGGCAUAGCUAUGGCUCGGCAAAGCACAUCCGACAGGGGGAAACAAGUCUUCCCCUGUCUGGGGAUAAGGAUAGUUUCGGGCUUGGAGGGAUCACAAGCUUCUUGGGUUUGGGCGAACGCAGAUCAUACGUCAGCCGCAAGUUUGGCUUAUCGCCAUUACAGUUCAGUGGUUAUGCGUUGACUCCAAUGCUUAUUGGCCACGUCUUGAAGGAAAGAAUUGGGCCCUUGGUGAUUGACGGUGACUCGUCUUUGAUCGACUUGUCUUAUAUUUCCCACGCGCUCAACAAGAAGGGUGCCGUCAUCUACGUGGGCAUGGUCUUGCUCGUGUGGAUUUCUUCGUACCACGUUGUUUCUGGCUGGAUGAAGUACAUGAAGUGGUACGGCACACGAUCGAAAAGAAUUGCGUACAUGGUGAUCAACGGUAUGGCCGCGUUUGCAGCGUUUAGUAUGUUCCAGAUAGGCAAGGGGGGGUUGAGUACAGGCUUUAUUGGCAAACAGUUUGACGCCUACCUUGACUACCUCGAGUAGAGUCGAAGUGGUGGCUAUUGCAGGCUAUGGAGAAGAGUCCUUCGGCCUGGUUCUGUUAUGAAUACAGUUUCGCUCUAUUUAUUUAAAUAUAUGCAAUCAUCCAAUGGUGAUUGAAUAAUGCACAAAAGGGUCUAU
Molecule: messenger RNA, 940 nt
Organism: Babjeviella inositovora NRRL Y-12698
Lineage: Eukaryota; Fungi; Ascomycota; Pichiomycetes; Serinales
Exons: 1
Coding region: 47-805 (252 amino acids)
Biological process (GO): lipid homeostasis; mitochondrion organization
Cellular component (GO): mitochondrial outer membrane
Source: RefSeq, a predicted model, not a curated record